Molecule: messenger RNA, 336 nt
Organism: Penaeus indicus
Lineage: Eukaryota; Metazoa; Arthropoda; Malacostraca; Decapoda; Penaeidae
Exons: 2
Coding region: 1-336 (111 amino acids)
Source: RefSeq, a predicted model, not a curated record
AUGAAGAUCAGCCGAAGUAAAACGGAAUAUAUGUGUGUCAAUGAAAGAGAUGGUGAUGGACGUGUUAGUAUGGAAAACAUCGAAAUCAAGAAAGUCCAAGAAUUUAAAUAUCUGGGACAACAAUGGAUAGAGAUGGAGACAUUCACACGGAAGUUAGCAAGAGACUGCAGUCAGAUCAAGGGCAAGGUAUACAGAACUUGCGUGAGACCAGCCAUUAUGUACGGCCUAGAAACAAUCCCCCUCACGAUAGCUGCUGAAAGCAAAAUGGAGGUAGCAGAGAUGAGAAUGCUGCGUUUCUCGCUGGGGCUGACGAGGUUAAAUAGGGUCCCAAACUAA